Arachis ipaensis is the source of this 342-nucleotide messenger RNA. RefSeq lists its product as uncharacterized. Gene Ontology annotation, molecular function: RNA-DNA hybrid ribonuclease activity; nucleic acid binding. The record is from RefSeq and is a predicted model, not a curated record. Lineage: Eukaryota; Viridiplantae; Streptophyta; Magnoliopsida; Fabales; Fabaceae.
AUGGGAAUAAUUAAAGGACUGCAGAUUGCUACUGCAAAUGAGUUCCAUCAUGGGAUUAUUGAGUCGGAUUUUGCUAUGGCCAUUAAUUUUGUUAAGCAUGGGUGUCCUGCCCAGUAUCUGUGUACAACUCUUCUGGAAGACAUUGCGAUUCUUGUGAAAAGAAUUUUUCAAGUGCAUUGGAACCACAUUCUUCAGGAAGCAAAUUUGGUGGCAGAUAUUUUAGCCAAGAAAGGACAAGAUCUUUCUUAUGGGCUCCAUAUUUUUCAUGCUCCCCCGCCAGAUACUAUUCAUGCACUCUCCUCCGACGCCAUGGGUAUCCUCAGGUUGAGAGGUUGCAAGUAA